This is a messenger RNA of Macrosiphum euphorbiae (potato aphid), 834 nucleotides long. The record is from the annotation of a GenBank genome assembly. NCBI's taxonomy places the organism in Eukaryota, Metazoa, Arthropoda, Insecta, Hemiptera, Aphididae.
AUGAAUUUUCAGCCAAAUAUUUUAUUUGAUGACGACGAUGACGAAAUAUUAGAGUUUAUUAAUUAUCGUCGAAGACCUUACACGGUACGAGAUAGAAUUAAUCAUAUGAUAAAAUGGGAUGAUCAUGAUUUUAGGAUAAGGUUUAGACUUUCUAAAGUUGUUGUUGAACAAGUUUUAGAAUUAAUAACGGACAAUAUAUCUGUAGAAAACCAAUGGAAUUGUGCAAUAGCACCCAUAGACAAAUUAUUAUUAACACUGCGAUUCUAUGCAACAGGAAGUUUUCUUAUUACUGCUGGUGACUUUCUCGGUGUUAGUAAAUCUUCUGCAUGUGUAAUUGUUCGUACUGUUAGCACAGCUAUUGCAAGCCUAUGUCAUCAAUUUAUUCGUAUGCCAACUACAGAUGAAGAAGUGUAUACAUUACAGAGAUGUUUUUACAAAAUUGCUAGAUUUCCGAGAGCUAUAGGUGCAAUAGAUUGCACACAUAUUCGAAUUCAAAGCCCAGGAGGUCAUAAUGCUGAGUAUUUUCAAAACCGAAAAGGAUAUUUUUCAUUGAACGUCCAAACAGUUGUUUCGCCUGAUUUAAAAAUAAUGGACAUUGUAGCUCGCUGGCCAGGAUCUUGCCAUGAUCAAACAAUUUUCAAAAAUUCAAAUAUUUACAGUCAAUUGGUUAAUGGUAAAUGGGGAAAUAGCUUAAUUGUUGCAGAUAGUGGAUAUAAAAAUACCAGUCAUAUUGUGACUCCUUUUAUAAAUCCAAGGGGAAAUAUUGAAGAGCUGUACAAUGAGUCAAUAAUUAGAACCAGAAAUCCAGUAGAAAGAACAUAUGGAGAUUCAUAA